CAGCCUUGCCUGCGUGUGUCUCUAUCUCUGGCUUUAUCUAUUCAUUUCUGUCCACAGGCAGGAAGAGAUGGCAGCCGGGGACACUCAGCUCUACGCCAAGGUCUCCAACAAGCUCAAGGUCCGUGGCCCGUCCUUGCUGCUGGAGCCCCUUCUGGGAAUGGGCUUCCCGGUACACACCGCGCUGAAGGCGCUGGCGGCCACUGGAAGGAAGACAGCGGAAGAGGCAUCAGACUGGCUACGUUGUCAUCGCAACGACCCUUCUCUGGACGAUCCCAUCCCCCAGGAGUAUGCCCUGUUCCUCUGCCCCACGGGGUCCCUGCUGGAACAACUUCAAGAGUUCUGGAGAGAGAGCAAGCGUCAGUGCACGAAGAACCGAGCUCAUGAGAUCUUCCCGCACAUAACGCUCUGUGACUUCUUCACGUGCGAGGACCACAAAGUGGAGUGUCUGUACGAGGCUCUAAAGAGAGCCGGGGACAGGAUCCGGGGUUCCUUCCCCUUGGUCGUCCCUCUGGCUCUCCAUUCUUCCAUCAGCUACCUGGGCUUCUUCGUGAGCGACAGCCCUGCGGACGUCAUCCGGGAAUUCGCCACGACGUUCGCCAUGGAAGUGGCUGUCUUGGCAGACUGCACCGUGAAGCCCUGCGCCAAGCAGCUGCACCUGACCCUGGCCCACAAGUUCUACCCCCACCACCAGAGGACGCUGGAGCAGCUGGCCAGAGCCAUCCACCCAGGCCACAGCUGCCAGUGGACCGCCGUGCUGUACUCCCGAGACAUGCGCUUCGUGCACUACCAGACCCUCAGGGCCCUAUUUCAGUACAAACCCCAGAACGAGGACGAGCUGACACUAAGCCCGGGCGACUACAUCUUCGUGGACCCCACCCAGCAGGAGGAAACCAGCGAGGGCUGGGUGAUUGGGACCUCCCAGCGGACAGGCUGCCGGGGCUUCCUGCCCGAGAACUACACGGAGCAAGCCAAUGAGUCUGACACUUGGGUCAAGCACAGGACGUACACCUUCAGCCUGGCCAUGGACCUGGUCUCCAGAAAGGACGGGGAAGCCAGCAGCAGGCGAAACGGAGAACCGCACCCUCCACAGACGCCGAGGGACGUUAGCAGCAUCCAGGCUUUACAGGCCACAAUAGCGAGGAAGAGUGUGUUGGUGGUGCGCCACGGGGAGAGAGUGGAUCAAAUCUUCGGGAAGUCGUGGCUGCAGCAGUGUUCCACUCCUGAUGGGAAAUACUACCGGCCAGACCUGAAUUUCCCUUGCAGUCUGCCCAGAAGGAGCAGUGGAAUCAAAGACUUUGAAAAUGAUCCUCCACUAUCAUCGUGUGGAAUUUUCCAGUCCCGCAUGGCAGGAGAAGCACUACGGGACAGCGGCAUCAGAAUCACCUCCGUCUUCACCUCCCCAGCCCUCCGCUGUGUGCAGACAGCCAAACACAUCCUGGAAGAGCUCAAACUGGAGAAAACAAUUAAGAUAAGAGUGGAACCUGGCAUCUUUGAAUGGACCAAAUGGGAGUCCGGCAAAACCACCCCAACCCUCAUGACCCUGGACGAGCUGCAGGAGGCAGGUUUCAACGUCAGCAUGGAUUACAGGCCUGCGUUUCCCCUCGCCUCCCUCAUGCCGGCCGAGAGCUAUGAUGAAUAUGUGAACAGGUGUGCGGUGAGCGUCGGAUGGAUCACCAGCAUACGCCCACGGGAUGUGUCACACGGAGGCCUCUGUAGUCACCGGGCGCGUGGCCACAUACCUGUCACCACCCGGGGGUGGGGGGGGUCCCAAUUCUGUCACCGAGAGCCGAUGGGAUCCAGGAUGGCAGGGUCAACACAAACCGCUCGUGUCCGACUCCUAGGAAACAAGAGACUAAGAAUGGAACGCGAACCAGAUGUCAGGUCACAUUCGAACAAAACGUCUGUACAUGUAGACAGUUGAGACCGUUAGAGAAACCUGAAUACGGAAUUUGAGUGUGGAGUCUGAUUGUGGACAUGCCUGAGAAACCGUGUGAAUUCUGUUAGGUGUGACGGUGGCAGGCUGGGCGUGGCAGGGUGGGAAGCGGUCACGUGAAGGGGCGGUGUAGCUCAUGGAUGGUGCGCGAUGUGCCGAUGUCACGCCAUUGCGGCUCCGGGAUGCGUUAGACCCCCCUGUGGGCCUACUGGGGGAUAUUUGAAAACAUCCGUGGUAAAAGUUGACACGUAACCCUUUAGAAUUUUAAGUUAGCACGCUGAACAUCAGCGACGUGUCAGAGACCAAAUAAAACGUCGUGGGGAAAAUCCAAGCGAAGAAGGCACGCACUCUGCCCUCAAAGAGUUUGGAGAUUGUUGGGGAAAGGCAUGACAUCCAGAAUAUUAGGAGUUUUGAAUAACACGAGGAAGAGUCUCCGAGGCAGUGAGAGACCACCAGACCCGCUUCCCCACCUGGUUAUCCUUCGUCCCUCAUCCCGCAGACUCAGAGAUGUCUGCUGACGAGGGAAGACCGUCUCUGCUCUCAGGGAAGAGCUGAGCACCUGGCCUCCCCAGACAGUCCCAACGCACCAGGGGGACACGCUCCCUCACAUCCCGUAGGAAGAGACCCAAACCUUGCCGCGCCCAGCUCCCCCAAAGGCAGCCGGCCACGAGGCUGCUUUACAAAUGGCCCAUUUUGACCGGUUGGCACCCUGGGAAUGUGCUUCCGGAAGCCACACCUUAGUGGCAUUUGGUUGAUUCUCAGACUCCUGUUACGCACAGUUACUGCGACAGAGCGCCUCAGGACAGACGGUGACAUGAGAGCCUUUUGCUGUACAACGGGGGCCCGUCCUCAGGCCACCGCUGUCCAGCUGCUCCAGUUCGAGCCUCCGUCCUGAGCUGAAUUUCAGUGUCCACAGGAUGCUCUGCCCUUCCGAGGACACUCCCCCCGUUACAGGGGUGAGGCCUUCCGGAACAGGGAUGGGGAUCUGCUCAAUCAGCUCCAACCCCUCUGAACACUGUCUUG
Prionailurus viverrinus (fishing cat) is the source of this 2956-nucleotide messenger RNA. It is a transcript of the gene UBASH3A, whose product is annotated as ubiquitin associated and SH3 domain containing A. Bases 68 to 1921 code for a protein of 617 amino acids. Gene Ontology annotation, cellular component: cytoplasm. Gene Ontology annotation, molecular function: protein binding. The transcript has 13 exons. The record is from RefSeq and is a predicted model, not a curated record. NCBI's taxonomy places the organism in Eukaryota, Metazoa, Chordata, Mammalia, Carnivora, Felidae. Gene Ontology annotation, biological process: negative regulation of T cell receptor signaling pathway.